AGCUCCUCUCUCUCUCUCUCUAAAGCUCACUCUGCUUCGUGCGAGACGAGCUCACGCACACUGCACGCGCACUCCCACGUCUCACGUCGCUCGGGCACAGACACAGAGGGAGGACUACACCAGCAUCGUCGCGUUCCAGCGAGGCAGCGACCCAUCUCUGGUGCCCAACACUGCACGCGAGCUCCUCGCCAAUAGUACUGAGUUGCAGCACCUGCCUCGCGAGAGCGCGCUUACUGCGUAAUUGACUUAAGCGCAGCGCUCUUUGCCGCGCAGACAGCGCACACGGACUGUGCGCUUGACGUAGCAAUGGUUAGCUGCUGUAUCGGAAUGGUCUGCCCUGUUAUGUACAAACAAAACAUGAUAACUGUAGGAGCCGGUCGAGCGAACAUUCGGAAGAUUGUACGGACAGGCUGUUGCUGAGUGGUGUUGCCGGGUGGUGGUACUGCUGCUGCGGUCGCCCCGAUGCGAUCGGCGCGUUCGACAGCGAGCAACAUUGAGAGCGGUUUUGCGAGUCCAUCCGAGCACGUCGCUUCAGCUGCCGCCGCCGCUGCUGCUGAACCUUUGUCCUGCAGGAGUCCGUCGCCUGUCCGCGCGCGUCUCACGCAGGUGAUUGCUCGCGACUGCGCCGUUCGCACUUUAUUUUUUACCGAGGCGGCAUCCCGCGGUGACGGGCAGGGAGCGAGACACGGAGAGAUGUUCAUCAGCGAUUUGUCUUUGACCUUGUGUGUGCUGCGUUGUCGAGGUGGCGAGUGGAACAGUCAAGUCUUACGAUCCGCAUCUCCCCCUUUUCACAUUUUAAGACCACGUCAGGUCAAAACGCUGCCCCACGGUGACCACUGAUUUCGCUGUGACCUUUUCACGUGAGCUGUAUUCGGUGACUGUUGAAAGCUGCGAGACGACCCUGGACUGUACAUGCGCUAGCGUAGAGCGCAUUCGAGUACUUUUUGCAGGAUUCUCAUCACCGCUCUUCCAUAGCACGGCGAAUUUACAGUGGAUAUGGCCAGCUCUUGAAUGAAUGCAUUUCUCUAGUCCUGGAGUAGGUAUUUAGAUAACUAGUUGGGUAGGCAUGUCUGUCGGUUGAUAGGCACAAUAAUCAGAAACUAUGACCGCUUUUCGCAUCUGAGGGUAUAUAAUUGCAUAGAGGCUGCACUCACGCCUGAAGCGCGAUGCAAGCGCCCCGCAUGCUCGCACGUCGGUGGAUCUGUCCAUUCUUCUUCUCUGGGCGUUGCGGAUGGCGCGGACUUAAGGCUGACUGCGGGGACGGGCAAUAAGCGGUGGCGGGGGAGGCUUUGCCGCUCUUGCAUCACGCAGGGUAUAAGUCACGGGCAGGAUAGCCACGCGCGGAAUGAGAACCUAUGCGAGUGGGAGGCGGUGGCGUGGGCUUGGGUACGGUGAGAAAAACACUGUAAAUGCGUCUCAAAUGAGCAAUGGUGUUGCUGGUCAUCUUCUGUUGGUGACACUGAGCCAAGGGUGGAAAUAAUCCACAUUUUCAUGGCAGGGGCCAAGUCUGCACCUUGAGUCGCCGCUGUGGUCUCUCUCUUUAUGCAUGUACGUGCCACAGCCCCUUUGUCAACUCACUGCUGGAUGAAGGUCUCCCAACGCCGUGCGUAUCGUAAAGCCCUCACACCUCCACACGCGCUCCUUUCCUUUGUUCCUUAGGUGAAACCCAAGCCCAUUGUGAAUGAAGGUUCCACGCUGAGAUUGCUCUUUUGGGGACACGACGACGUGCUGCCCCAUACACGCGCUCCGUUACCCUUUCAUGUGGAAGCUGACUACAAUCACAGCGUGCUCCACAAAAUAGUAAAGUGUCUGGGAAUGAAACCAUAUAAUUCAUUUUUGUGCCUCCGAUGCCAGCCCUGCCGUCUGAUGAUGGGAGGUGGAGGGAAUGCUUUAAACAGUGCAUGGAUAACUAGUGCAAGCCGGGAGAUCUGUUCCCUGCCCACAAUCCCACUUCUACCAACUCCGCGGUGGAUGGCUCUGUCUAGCUACAUCUCACCGUUAUCAUCCGGUGGUUCCAGCUCAACAUACGAACACCUCUGAAGGACUUUGACGUCAGCCCUCAUCACGGCAUCAGCUCAUUACAAAAUAUUCCUUUGCUGCUUGCAAAAUAAAUCAAAUAUUGCUACGAUUUUCCAUUCUUAUCCACUGUAUAACAAAAAAAUAUCUAUAUUUAUAUACAGCGCAAUUACUAUUAUUGAGUUUGUUAUUUGGAUUACAAAUUAAUACACGUAAUUAAAGUUUUCAAAUGCAAACCCUAUACCAAUUUUUUGUUUGCAGCAAUCUAACCCUGCAAGUAUUAAUCCUUGAAGACGCGUGCACACAUUUAUAAAUAAUGGAAUGGACGCAGCAAAAAUAACGUUGGACGAGCUGUGCCAGCACACUGAAUGGAAUGUGGUAAACAGUGUGUAGCCACUUUGCUUCCUUGAUGGAGGCAGCAUCAUCACCUGCAAGGAGCCUGGCUAGAACGUCCUGAAGGCAUUUCCCUCUCCCUGUACACGUGUGCCUGCCUGGUGCCGGAGUGCGUGACGGAGACUUUAAGGACAAAUGUGUUUUUGAACCUGGGGUGGGGGGUGGAAAGAGACACAUCUUGCUCCACAUGUCACAUUCUUGUCUCCUCCUCCAGCUGUGGGGGUUGUGAUUUCCUUCUCGGGAGUUUGAUCAGGAAGAGGGAGAUUAAGUAAUUUUGACCCUGCCAUGCUCAUCACCUGCUGCGCAUUUGCCGCUGCUUCUUUCCCACAUAUACAAGAUGCACAGCUAAGCCGGAGAAUAUCUGCGUUCCUCACGUACUGGCCGUAACUGCUGCUUUGACGUACCAUGGAGGCUUACUGGAGACAAGUGGACUACAACCUGACGUCUGCAUUGGGCCAACACGGAGCUCGGAAUUUUUUUUAAAGCUGAGAUACAUCUGCAUUUUCGUCACAACACCAAACGUGCCUGCUCAUUUGCCAUUGGACCAACACCUGUCGCUUCACGCGUUAACAGUCGGUCCCGAUACGAGAUGCACGUGAGUUUUAAAAUUAACAAAAUAACUACGGCUGUUUCUUUAAAUCUGGGCACGGACACCGCCUCUCCGUGGCCUUGGGAUAUCACAGAGCAUUGUGUCGGUUGGCCUCACUGCCCUGGCUGCCCUGCUGUGCCGGCUAUACAACCACCACCCUCGCUCUCCGCCACGCUCGCCGCAUACGCGCCCGAUGGGACUCCACCAUCCGACGCCGCUCGUCCCAGCCACCACGCAGGCCUGGGCACCACCGUGAGGCCCACGGGGGCUCUGCCGAUGGGGGCGCAGCGAUCGAGGGGGCCUGGGAGCCCCCCCGGAGUGGCUCGCGCCUCUAACCACGCUCUGCCACCUCCGCUGUCGCCGCCACCGCCACUAUGUUCCCCGUUGCUCGUGUUGUCUACAGUCUUCGCUCUGCUGCCCCUGGCGUCUGCACUGGGCCCCCCAACGCAGAGCUCCCCCGAGCCAUGGAUGACUGGCCCAUGGGGGCAGUGCGUGGCAAGACAGUGCAGGGCGCACGGGGUGCAGGGUCGUGCCGUGUGGUGCGCACAUCCCACGGGCCGCGCCAUCGUAUCCCCUUCUACUGCUGCCACCACCACCACCGCUCUCAACACCGCAACGUGCGACCCAUCUACACGGCCCCCCCACAGACGCAGCUGCGUUCGCACGUGCACAGGGCAACCUUGGCACGACACGUCCCUGCCCUGGGACACGGACACGACUGGCAGCACGGGCGAGCCAGGCGAAUGUCGCCCCUUGCAGCAGCAGCAAGAGCUGCCGGCCUUUUCCGCCGGAGAGUGUGACCCUGCCGCCGAGCCCGCUGGCUGCGGCCCAGCACCGGGAAUGAGCCCAGGCGCCCAGGACGGCGGCCCCCCGGGCGGUGCGUGUGAUACACGGCACAGCGGAAAUUCCGGCGGUGCUGGCGGCGGCGAAGGUGCCGGCGGCGCACUGCAGAAUUCGUGCAUCGUGAGCGGCUGGUCGAAAUGGGGGGCCUGCGGCGGCGGCGCAGGGUCGGCGUGUGGCCCCGGCGGGACACGCUUGCGUGUCCGUCGCGUGUUGUUUCCGCCGUCGCAUGGAGGUGCCGCGUGUGUGGAGCUGUCGGAAUCACAGGCAUGCACCGUGCCGGCCCCAUGCCCUACUUCGGCACCGGGGGACGCUUUUUCCACCAGCCAGUACCGGCUGAGGGUGGGAGCCUGGAGCGAGUGCCUUCCAGUGUCCGAGUCCAGGAUAGCACGGCGCUCCGUGCCACAGGUGCGGUGGGCUUUGCAAGCGUCGAGGAAGCGGCCGCGGAGGAGCUCGGUGUCGUGGGGGCCCGAGGAGGCCGGCGGGGAGCCCGACGAGGGGCAGGCGUGGGACGUGCGGCUCGGGGCUCACGCGCGCGACCUGUCAUGCCUGUCUCGCCUGGGAGAGCACGUUGAUCUCGUGCUGUGCAAUCGCGAGCUCAUGGCGGUGCCCUCCAUGGAGGAGGUGUGCAUUCUCCCAAGGGACUGCGAUGUCGGCGAUUGGUCGGCUUGGUCUCCCUGCUCGGUCACCUGCUCAGGGCAGGGCCACAACCAAGGGCACGGGCAGGUCCAGUCCUUUGGACUAGGACUGAGGACACGAAUUCGCUCGGUGCAGCAUCCAGCUCUGGCCGGGGGCAAGGGCUGCCCAUCUCUCCAGGAGACGGAGGCAUGUGGGGGCAGCAUAAAUGGGAUUCUGCCCCCAUGUCCACGAUACCGCUGGAGGGGUGGAGCUUGGGCUGCGUGCACCGUGGGUCCCUUGCUGGACCAGCACGAACGCUGCUGGGGAAACCAGACGGCGUGGUGCGGUGGAGGGGUGCAGGUGCGCGACAUCUACUGCUCUCUGGACGACGACAAUGUGUUCUCAUACUUGAAGGGACUACGGGACGCACCCUCCAGGACUGGCCAGCGAGCUGGAGAGGGAGGGAUGCCCACCACACAGCCACUGCUGUCACUGCCCCUGGAACCAGCAGCCCCCAGGCCAGUAGAGACUGGGUUGUGUCCUGAGCUGGUUCCACUGGAGUCGACGCGACCAUGCGAGCAGCCCUGUCCGCACGAGUGUGUCCUGUCUGCCUGGUCCGCGUGGGGACCCUGUGUGCCCGAGACUUGCACGCCGCCCACAGCCACCACAGGGUUCAUGAUGCGCACGCGGCGCGUGCUGGGCGGCCCCAUCGGUGCUGGUGGCGCACCCGAUGGCUGUCCCCACCUGCUGGAGGCAGUGCCGUGCGAGGGCGCACGCUGUUUCCGCUGGCGCGUGGCCGAGGUCAGCAUCUGCAUCCCCACCAACACCAAGUGCGGCGCAGGCACCCAAUUCCAGCGUGUCGUGUGCACGGACCAGCGCGGCGUGACCGUUGGACCAGAACUGUGCGGGGAGCCGGGCUUCCCGAUGCAGCUAGCAUGCCAAGUGCCAUGUUGGGAGGACUGUGCGAUGUCCGAGUGGGGACAAUGGAUGCCCUGCUCCCACACCUGCUUGGGGGGUGAGGGGAGCCGGGCGGGUGACAGUGCCACCCAGGGCCGGCAGGUGCGCGUGCGCGCCAUCCUUGCACUUCCGGGCGACGGUGGGAGGCAGUGUCCGGACCGACUGGGCCUGCAAGAGUGGCGUCCCUGCAACCAGCAUGGCUGCACCGUGCACUACUGGCACGCUCUGCCCUGGGGGCCGUGCGUGCACGAGGUCACCCAGGGCUCACCUAACGCCUCCCAGGUUGUAGCCGACGGGGAGGCCGCGUGCGCCACCGGCGUUCAGAUGCGCGUGCUCACGUGCAUGCGUGUGGGAGGAGGGCAGCUCCCCACUGAUAGGUGCCCAUUGAGCCAAGCCCCAAUGAGCCGGAGAGCUUGCCUCGUGCCAUGUCGCCGGGACUGCACUCUCUCACCGUUCAGUGACUGGACGCCGUGCCCCGACCCUUGCCGCCAGACUGACGGCGCCCCGACACCGCGACAGUGGCGCUUUCGUGUGGUGAUCCAGCGUGCCAGUGGCGGAGGACGGCCCUGUCCCAAGAGUCUUAGCGACAUGAGGCCUUGCCCCACACGGCCCUGCCCUCAAUACAGGUGGCGCACGCACCGGUGGGGGCAAUGCCACUUGCUGGCGUCCUCCUCUGCACGUGCGGCCGGAGCGAACCCUGGAGAAUCACCCUGCGGCCAGGGCUUGCAGACCCGAGGUGUAUCUUGCCACGUCGAGGGCGAGGGACACGUGGACCCACGGGAGUGCCUGACCCGCGCUGCACCAAUGCCCAUGCUUGCCCAGCCGUGCCGAGUACCGUGCGCCUCAGACUGCGCGCUCAGUUCCUGGUCCCCAUGGACUCAUUGUCCAUCACAUCCGGGCUGCGGGGCUACACAGACAAGACGACGCUCACUCACCGGCAGGAGCAAGCGACGAGAAGAGUGCAAGGUCGCCCACACCUUCCCUCUCCUCGAGAGCCAACCAUGCCCGUGCAACACGCACACGAGCCGCCCGACGGGGCCCUGGUCGGACUGCAUCGUGACACUGGGGGAAGGGCGGCCCGGAGACGGCCCAGCGGUGGCCGGAGAACCUGAGUGCGGGAAGGGCGUGCGAUUGCAAGCCGUAUCUUGCUACGACCAUGAAGAGCACUUGACUAGGCCUGAGAUGUGCAACAGCCCCGGGUGGAGGGAAGAGGCCUGCGAGGUUGCCUGUCCUGUGGACUGCGCACUGGGUGAGUGGAUCCCGUGGUCACCGUGCAGCAAGUCGUGCGGGGCGGGGAUGAGCAUGCGUUCCAGGAAGAUCCAGGGGGGCCCCUCUCACGGAGGGCGACCGUGCCCGCCUCCCCAUCACGCGCUGCAGGUGUAUGAGGCUAUGCCAUGCUACAGCGACUGCGCUCUGUACACGUGGGUGUCGGACCCAUGGGAGGUGUGCUCGGUCCCACUGAGCGGCGUGUGUGGGGAGGGAACUCAGACGCGUACAGUCAGGUGUGAGGUACAGAGUGUGGAGGGCCCGGGCACACCUGUGGAGGAGGUGUGGUGCGACCCCACGGAGAGACCCCAGGAUGCACGAGCGUGUGUGCUGCAGUGCCCUGGAGAGUGUGUCAUGUCUGAGUGGGGGCCCUGGACCAGGUGCCCACAGCCGUGCGAGGUUGACACUGUGCGGAUCCGCUCGCGGUUCAUACAGCGAAUGCCAGCAGAUGGAGAGAUGUGCCCCGAUGACACCGAGUCAGAGCCAUGCACCCCACAGCACUCCUGCUUCUACUAUCACUACAAUGCGACCGGAUGGGGGUCGUGUAUGCUGGGCGGCCCUGCGGUGUGUGGCCAGGGCAGCCGGGCACGUGCCCUGGAGUGCGUUCGUAACGACCUCAAGCCUGUGGACUUGCGCAUCUGCCAGGCGAUUGGUCUGAAGACACCUCGUCCUCUGAGUGAGCCCUGCUCCGUGGAGUGCCCUCUGGACUGCCGCAUCUCCAGCUGGACGUCGUGGUCAUCCUGCUCACGCACGUGCGGCCUGACAGGGAUGAUGAAGAGAAGUCGCAGGGUUCUCCGAGCUGCUCGGGGCUUUGGUCGGCCCUGUCCCUCCCAGCUGCAGCAAAGCAAACCGUGCACCCCCAUGCCCUGCUACCGCCUGCAGCUAGGAGACUGGUCCUCCUGCCAGUUGAACGGAGGUGACUGCGGCGAGGGUGUAUGUGUGAGGGAGCUCACAUGCCUGUCCCACAAUGGCUCAGGAGACGAUCCUGUCAAGAAGGUGGAGCAGAGUCUCUGCGAGGAGAUGCCUUGGCGAGAAGUGAUGGGGGCACUGGGUGAGGAGGGGAGACAGCCCGAAUUUAAAAAAUCCUGCAUCGUGUCCUGUCCAGGUGACUGCCGGCUGGGCACAUGGUCCACGUGGGGCGUCUGCCAGUUGUUAAGCUGCAGGCACGGUGUUCCUGUGGCUGGACCGAGAGGGCCGGGGGUGCAGGCCCGCUCCCAGCAUGUAGAACUCCCACAACACGGCAUGCUCGGCAGCUGCCCUCUCCAGCAGUGGGAGGCUCGCGAGUGCUCUGGGGGGAAAUGCUACAGCUAUGAGUGGCACGUUGGGCCUUGGGUAGGGGGCCGACGGGACUCCUGGUGUCAGCGGUCGGAUGGAGUCAAUGUCACAGGUGGCUGUUCUCUCGCCAAUGAACCUAAAGCCGUACACUCCUGCACACCACCCUGUCUCCUGCCACACUCUUAUUGUGCCGAGAUUUCUGUUCCUGUGCAUGCCGUCCAGAGGGAUGUUUGUGUAUGCGAGGAGGGCUACCAGGAGGUGGUCACUCUUCGGGGCUCCCUGGAGCACUGCACCCAGGUGUCACGGGGCAGAGAGCGCCCGGCGGAAGGGCAGGGCUGGGGGCAGGGCUUGGGGGGGGGUGCAGCAUCGCCCAGCAGUCCUGGGCCGGCCCGGGAGGUGGGAAGCUGGGCAUUGGAGCCAUUUGGGGAUGAUGGCAAGCUGCGAGGAUGGGUAUACGGAGUGGCGGUGGCUUCUCUCCUCAUCAUCGGGUUCCUCCUCUUCACAGCUUACCUCUUUUGGAGGAGAUCAAAGAGACCCAGGCGGCGAGUGCCCAAGAGGAAGCCCCUGCCACUGCCCUUUGAUGGCGAUGCUGACCUGUAGCCGGUGAGCAACGCUGAAGUUUGCGGCGCUCCACUGCAACACACAGCUCAACGAUCCGGCCCAUGUGUCCAGGGACAAUGCUCCACUUUGUGACCCGCCCUGUGGUCUUGACAAUGUCGCCCGAUAGCAGCAGGAGGCGGAGAAAAGCAUUUGAGGAGGAAUGCUGCUUCUUUUUCUCUCCCUUUUUUCAAGAAAACAGUGACGCCGUCGGAGAACUGAGUGGCAGAAGGAAAACUACCAAGGACACGCCGUCCCUGAGCAAUGUGCUGUGCUCACUUGUAUUUCCCUCCCUAAAGUAUUUUAUAAUGAGGCUUGCAUGUACAGAAACAAUCUAUUUUGAAGUGCUGAUUCAAAUCCAUAUGUAUUUUUAUUUACAUGUAUUAUUUACCAGGUCCCUGUGUAGUUGUUUCCCCACUUCAGUGAAUGGCUGCUGUGGGCACCAGUUUGCCAUCCCGUAUACUCCGAGCACUCAUUUAUCAAGCCCCAGUAACGGAAGACGAAUUGCAUUUUCAGUUUCAUAAUGAUGCCAGCGGACUGAAGCUAAAUUUAAUUUUAACUGAAAAAAAUCGUUAUUUUAUACUGAAUGGAUAUUAUCUGCUAUUCUAGAGUAGUGUGUUGGUCAUGGAGUCGGCCGCAUCUGUCACGUUAUUGGAGUCGCCAAGACGAUUAUGGUCACUGCAUGACUGCUGAAAGGGAUGGGGAAAGAUGAACAUAAAACCAUAUCAACACAUAUAUAAAUAAACAUGUAAAAAUGUUUACUAUAUAGAGAGAAAACGUGUGACCAUCUAAUUGCGAGUGCUUGGGUUAGAGGUUCUCGAUUUUUCGAGAAUUUCUGUAACUUUUUACGUACGACGCAAUGCACUUUUUUUAUUUUCCUUAAAUUCAAGCGUGGUGUUUGUGUUCCACCCAUCUGUUUGCUGGAUGGCACAUCAUCACACAUCGACAACACUCAGUCAGAGAGCAAGAACUGGCUUUUUAUCAAUCGCCACCAACAUCCCCCAACAAACCCUUUCAACUGCAGCCUCACACAUCCUGCAAAUUCUCACUCAGAUUUCAAUUGUGUUUUUUUCCUAUUUUUUGUGAAACAAUCAAUGAGUAUUCAUUUAUAUGCAGGGUCUGCUUAAUUAUUGUAGUCGCCGAUGUGUAGUAUGUUUAGUGCGCAGAGUAGGAAAAAGGGACCAAUUAAUGGUUGCGUGGCUCAGCAGGUGCCUGGGUCGUAUUGCAUAGAAACCUUUAUUAACUGCUGACCAACAUAGGGGAAUGCGGGUCCAUUCUGGCUUGGGGAAGAAGACCCCAUGCAGCAAGAAACAAUCGAAACAGAGGUCUGUAGCGCUCCGUGUUGAAACAAGGGUUUUGCACAGAAUAACCGUUUAAAAAUAGAUAUGUUUUAAAUGCACACACUUAAAUUCUGGGAAUACUUUAACUAUGAAAGCAGCCAGCUUUAUAAUUCUAAAACUGUAUUUUUGUGAAAUCUGUUUAUUGUUAUUGGCUGGCACAAGUUUUAAAACAUUAAGAGAAAAACAGGUGGCCACCAUAAGAAUGGCACAGCUGCAAGGCUGCGCUGUGUAUGGAAAUAUUUUAUACAUUACGCAUAACGCCACAGAACAAAACUUAUCUGCAACACUUGCUCCGGCAGUACCCUACACUGUGACAAAUAUUCAUGGACCAGCGGUAUCACGGUGUAACAUGACCCAAGGGGAAGCAGUGACAUGACCCAGCUGUAGAGGCUUUGCCGCUUGAACAAAGCCCCCCUCCCGCCCACACUGCAUCACGAUUGGGAGUUGUUUGACCAUACUUCACCAUCUUGGUUGUGGGUUGAAGUGGGGGCAGGACCAGUUCAGAUAUCACUCACCACUGAUGUUAGCCGUGGCCAGCAAUCAAAUGCUGGAUGCUGGUUUUGUAGCAGAGUGAGCUUGUAACAGUGCCACCGCUCCACAUAUAGUUUCAGUCAUGGGAAAAAGGAAGCCGUGUCAUAUGUCCAUCUUUCACAUGUCCAUCCUCACAUGUCUUUAAAUCUGAACUCCAUUUGAGUAGGUGCCGAGUCAGGGUGAGUGCUGUACAAAUUCACUCUUUUGAAGUGUUUCUUUUUCUGUUAAAUAACUCUUUUACGUGAUAUGUCACUUGCUGACCUUGACUUUACAAGUCUGGCUCAAAUGAAAUGAAACCCCCAUCUGUUACCGAGAUAGAGAAAGAAAGGCCUGUCCACCUGUCGUGUUGGAAAUAGCUGUAGAAAUACAAUACAUUAGAUCAGGCGCUUUCCUCUAUAUCCUUUCAAGGGUGCAAUACACCACUCUGUAUUACCAUUGUAUGACAGGAAUGGGUAGAAGCUAGGGAUGUCACUCGGUUGAAUUUUGUUUUUACUAUGAACAUAUGCUUUUAAAAUAUAUUUUCGUCAGAAAAAAUUAAGGUGUUCAGUGCCCCCACCCUAUCAGUGACCUUUUUUUAUUUUUUUCCCACACUUUAGCCAUCACUUUUGCGAAAAAUGUACUGUGCCAAAGUCGUAGUUCUACUCGUUUAAUCUACUUCAGAGACAGGUUGACAUUCCCUGCAGGCAUGCCACCCUUGGUCGAUGUUGAUUGCAAUGGAUGUCACGUUUCAACUCUCCAGCAGCCGUGUCCAUCCAUAUUAGCCCUCUGCAGUGAGUAUCUACCACGAACCCUCCCACUCAUCACUCAUUAACCAAUGAGCAAAGAUGGAGUGCAUUGAGACAGCGUCAGUGACGUGUGUGUUAUUGUUCAUGCGUAAAAAACAAGGUAACAAAACAACGGACCAAUUAAGAGUUUUUUUUUGUUACAGUGGUACAAUUUGAGCUACCUUUAUUUGAAACCAUGUGAAUUGACACCAAAUUAAAGUGUGAUUUUUUUAAGUGUGCGUGUGAGGGUGUGAGUGGAGGAGGCAGGUGUUUUCUUGGACAUGUUCAUUUAUCAAAACAAAGGUGUACACACGUGUGUUUGUUUGAUCUAUAUGCCUUCAUGUGUGUGCAUGUGGUGAUGGCUUUUGAAUUUUCCACACAGGAUAGCUUUGACACUGAUACAGCAUCUUAAGACCGUGUGGUGAGCGAGAUUAAUUCAGGACUUGUAUCCGCAGAGGUCAUGGGCUCAAAUCUAAUUUAUUGUUACUUUAUUUUAAAUUUAAAAAGCCAAAAAAAAUAUGAAAAUAAAAAAAUCAUAAAAUUGUUCUGCGUGUGAAUAAUGUAACAUACUAUAUAAAUAAGUUGUGUAUGCUCGUGUUUGUAUGUCUCUAACAUGGUUUUCAUAUAUUGCUGAACAGAAUGAGAAAAUAUUUGACCAGGGGUUUUUAGAGUAAGCCUCUUGAGGAAUAUUUUCAAGUAAAAAUGUGUUUUUACUGCAGAUGCUGAAGCAGCAAUAUUACACAAACAUAUUGUAAAUUGCUCAAGAGUAUAAAACACUUUUCUUGAAAUUGGAAUAUUUUUCUAUUAAAUCUUUUUUGUCACAUUUAAUGAUUUAUUUUGCAUAUGUCCCAAAAUUUACAGCACACCAAUGUGGAUGUCCGAGACAUUGUUGUACAGUCAACCAUCUUUGCUUUUAAACAAUUGUAGUAAGUUCAGUAAAUAUUAAAUGUCAAAAUAGAAGUAAAACAUUUAAGUUAAACUACAUAACAGCUUGCAAAUCAUAUGACCAAUAUGUUAAAGCAAUUGAGGCUUUAAUAACGUUUUAUCAUGACAAUUUACAAACUUUCCAUGCAAAAUCUUCUCGAUCUUUAUGCCACGUAAACAUUGGCCCUUUUCCAAGUUUUUGUUAUAUUCACUGCCAAACUGCAUAUAUAACCAAAAUUUAAUUAGAUGUCAUUCUUACACUAUAUCACAAUAUAACCAUGAAAGCAAACACUAACCCAGAUAGAGACCUUCUCACGUGUAUUAUUCAGUUGAAUAUAUGCUGUUAGCCAAUAAAACAACACUUAGCAUUCAAGCUGGCAUACUUGUUGCUCAUAAUCUCAAGAAAAUACUGCAGUGAAAUAUAAUUGUGCGUGUUGACUGCAAUGACAUUUUAGCAAAUUGAAAACACGUUUUUAUUGCCGUAAAAUAUGAAAAUCCACAAUGGCUAAAAUAAAUUGUGCUUGCAAGUAUGGAAUAUAAUUGUAACUUUAUAAAAGCAUUUACCAAUAUGUGUGAGUAGGCCUCAUUGUGUAAAACUGCAAACCAUUUUAUGGAAUGUGUUCUUACUGUGUUAAAAUGUGGUGUACUGUAAUACUUUGAUUCAGCCACACAUUCUGGAAAUGACUGAGGCCAGUUCGGUUGUUUAAGCACAUUUGUUGAAACUAAGCCCUAGUUUAUUACACUCAGGAAUUGCUGACAAAAAUUAGUUAAUCAAUUUUGUUUCAAUGCAAUCAAUUCGUUUCCAGGCCUCGACCGGGCAUAGUGGCCCUCACGAUACACUGCCAGGCAACCCGUUCCUUGCACCCGACGCAACGCCGAGUGGGGGCCGAGCCAUAAUGCCGACGUACAGUUCUGCAAUAUGAAAAAGUUAAAUGAAAAAAAAUAAUUGUGCAAUGUUGAUGUAAUCCAAUAUCAUGGAAAAUGUGACUACUUUAUUUUUGCUUUAAAAUUUGACAAGCCUCAUUGAAUUAUUUAGAUUUCGUAUUUUUUUGCAGAAAAUAAUUUCUGUGCAGAUAUAUGCAUUUGUUCACAUCUGCUUGUGUUUAACCAAAUUUGCACAAUUUAGUGAUAUUGGAAGAUUUUUUUUCUAGACAGGCUAUGCUCCAAGGUAAGAUGCUUAACUUUUAAAGGGCAUAGUGAAGAAGGAUAAGGAACGUUUGCCUCCUAAGGGCCGAAAUGCUGGGUUAAUUAGUAUUGCACUGCCUUCUAAAGGGCAGCAUUAAUUAUUUAGAGAUGCGUUAUUCAGAAUGCAGGGUGUGUACUUCCCUUUUCGACCACACCAAGCACAUUUCUUCAGGUGUCUGGGUAGCUAAAACCCCCGUCAGAAUCCAGUACAGGCAGCCAUCUGUGAUUAAAAUAGGGGUUCAUUUGUUGCAAGUUUAUGGUGAGGCUGGUCAACAAUUACUGCAUAUUAAAUGUGGUUCUGCUUAAUUUGGCUUAUGCCAGCUCUGAUAAUGUAAAAACAAAUAUUGAUUUCAUGUAUAUGCCCUACAAACGUUUUGCGUUUAUCAAAGGUGCAAGUGCAUUCAGAAAUGGUGUACUGUAGAUCUAUGAUAUCACCUCUAACACAGUAUGGUGUAAAUAUAGCUGUCAAAAUGCCAAAUACAAAAAUCCCCCACCAA
Molecule: messenger RNA, 13792 nt
Organism: Petromyzon marinus (sea lamprey)
Lineage: Eukaryota; Metazoa; Chordata; Hyperoartia; Petromyzontiformes; Petromyzontidae
Source: RefSeq, a predicted model, not a curated record